This is a messenger RNA of Thunnus maccoyii (southern bluefin tuna), 3393 nucleotides long. It is a transcript of the gene sox19b, whose product is annotated as SRY-box transcription factor 19b. The coding region runs from base 433 to 1359 and encodes 308 amino acids. NCBI's taxonomy places the organism in Eukaryota, Metazoa, Chordata, Actinopteri, Scombriformes, Scombridae. The transcript is spliced from 2 exons. Gene Ontology annotation, biological process: regulation of DNA-templated transcription; anatomical structure morphogenesis; cell differentiation. Gene Ontology annotation, molecular function: RNA polymerase II cis-regulatory region sequence-specific DNA binding; DNA-binding transcription factor activity, RNA polymerase II-specific. The record is from RefSeq and is a predicted model, not a curated record.
UCCCAUUGGUCCCCACCGGACCGGCUGCACGAGAAUAGGGGAAGUUUUGGAGUUAACAGGCAGCUGAGUUCAGUGUCUGAGCUGGCCGUCUGACAAGUGGUUUUCCGCUGAGAAUUAUAGUACUGAAAACGGGCAGUUGCUGCGUUUCUUCGCUGAAUUUUGCAUAUUUUCUGUAAGUUUCAGUAUCGAAGUAAUGAUUGCCACAUUCAGACUUAAAAAUUGAAAAAAAAGGUCAAAUCGGUCGUCCGCUGCGGUUUGUUUUCUCUCCCGGGUGUGUCGUGAGUAAUUAGUUAAUUUGGAUCACCCGGUGCUCCCGAUUAAACCUGUGGAGAAACCUGGCCACAAGUCGCCAGGUGCACGGCGACAAAGGGCUGCUGCGCGCUUCAUCGUUUCAACUGUUCUGUAACUCAUCUUAACUCUGCCAGAUCCAACAUGUACAGCAUAAUGGAACACGAGCUGAAGCCGACCGGCCAGCCACCGUCUCAUCAGACCUCCCAAGGAAUGUCACCGGUCACCGGCAACAUGACCGGGAACAUGGGCACCAACGGCAACUCACACCCGAGCUCCAAAACGGCAUUAGCACCUGGAGGCGACCCCAUGGAUAAAGUCAAGCGGCCCAUGAACGCUUUCAUGGUCUGGUCCAGGGGACAGAGGCGCAAGAUGGCUCAAGAAAACCCCAAAAUGCACAAUUCUGAGAUCAGCAAGCGGCUGGGAGCGGAGUGGAAACUUCUGACCGACGCCGAGAAACGGCCCUUCAUCGACGAGGCCAAGCGGCUCCGGGCCGUCCACAUGAAGGAGUACCCCGACUACAAGUACAAGCCACGCCGCAAGACAAAGCCACUGCUGAAGAAGGACACUCAGGUGGGUAAGUACCCGCUGUCAGCCGGUAACCUGCUGGCGGCUGCGGCUGCGCAAGGCCAAGGUGGAAGUCCGAGGAUGGAGAGCUACGGCUGGGGCCCCACCGGUGGGUACGCCGGUAUGCAGGGCGAGGCGCUCGGCUACACACAGCAGCUACACCGGUAUGACCUGUCAGCUCUCCAGUACCCACCUGCAAUGACGGCAGCACAGACGUACAUGAACGGAGCCAACUCGUACAGCCCCAUGUCCUACAGUAGCAGUCCCCAGCAGCCGAGCCCUGUGACCAUGUCCAUGGUGAAAGCAGAACCUGUGUCCCACUCACCUCCGACGGGGACACCAAACCACCAUCGGGGUCCUCUGCAGGGUGACCUCAGGGACAUGAUCAGCAUGUACAUCCCAGGACCAGGAGGGGAUGCCGGUGACCCCACAGCAGCACAGAGGGGCUACAGCAGUGUCCAGCAGCACUACCUCACUGGAACCGUCCCACUCACACACAUCUAGAAUUGAACUGGGAAUCAUGGGGGAGGGGAGGGGUGGGGUGGGUGAAGAAGUUGGAGUCCAGUGUGGUGGACUUUACUGGCAAAGAGACACAAGAUGUGAAGAAAAAAUACAUUUUGUUCCUGCAUUCAGGGCUCUUAUAGUUCCACAUGUGUCUGCAAUUAAAGGCACAAGAUCACUACAUUUUUUUUUAUUUUAUAAAGCAGUUUUUUCUACCUCUUUGGUGCCACAUCUGUUCAGAUAAAUACCACACACACCUGCCACCACACGUACAGAACUGAGACUUCUUCCUGCCCACCGCCCUCCAGCAGACUUCUCUCCAUGAAGGACUGCAGUGAAGACGGGGACAAUGUCUGUUUAUUGUGUACACAUUAGGAAAUGUUACUUUGCCUUUUUAUAUUUUUUAGAAGUUAUCCGUAAUAACUUAAAAUCAAAGACUCCUUAAUACCUCCCUAACUUGUGACACUGGCACUCAUUACAGUUCCACCAUACCCAGUCAGUGCCUGUAGACUGGUUCUGUUAUUGGGUUUAGUCUUCCAGUGUUUGACCAUACAGCCAGUCCCUGCCAUGUACAACCACAGCACAGAGACAAAUAAAAUGCCAACUUGGUCCAUGGAUCAGAAUCUCUCAGCUAGUGACAGACAAAUCACCUGAGCUGAAGUGCUCUGGUUGUUGAAUUGUUGUUGCUGUCCUAAUGUGUGAGUGGAGCUGGAGAACAGCUGGGUGGGUAGAAUGGGAAGGAAAUGCACAACUUGAAUAACAGAGGUGUUUUUUUUAAAAUGAACUCUUUGUGCCUUGGCUUUGGUUUAGUACUCUUGUAUUUUUAUAUUUUUUUAAUUGAUGAAAAUUUUGGAUGACAUGGAAAACACCUGUUGGACAAUCAGCACUGCAUUCACUGGAAAUGAACAUAAAACACUGGCUUCUAUGAUCUACGGUGUUGCUUAGAAUGUAGAACCAGCCUGGUUCCUUCGUUCUCUAUAAAGUGUACAAAAUGCUGAACAGUAGGUCUAGUGAAAGUCUCCACACUCUCACCAGAUCUCUGGAUUUACAACUUUGAGUCUCAGAAGAUGUGUGACACUGUUUUUGCUGCCUGUAUGUUUUUAUUCGCUAUAAUUAGUUUUAGAUUGGACUUUUUUGAUGUAAAUGUUCAGUUGUGUUGUUCUGGCAUUGUCCUGAGUUGCUCUGUGUAUUCAUUGUCACUUUGCUCUAGGCAAUAGGCAUUGUAUAGGCUGAUCAUUUAAGUGAAUGAAAUUUGAUAUGAAAGGCUGUAUUUCAGUUGAGUAGUUUUACUCCAAAUAGCACAUUAAGACUUGCAAGUUAUAUCUUCCAAGUACGCUGAACUGACAAAAGCCUUCCAGGCAUGUUUUUAAUGGCCUUUCUAAGUGUUUUUACCACCAGCAAAGAGAAUAUAUCAAAUUAAAUUUUCAGAUUAUAUCUCUAACAAACCUUCCAUUUUGUUUCUAAACUUUAUUUCAGAUAAUUUUACCUGUGGAUAAUUAAAUCAUUCUAUGAAAGAAUAAACUACAGUGUUUUUAAUCCUAGUUCUCUCAAACCGACAGUACUGUCAUUGUCUGUUUUUCUGUCUGGUUACUAGUGCUGCUAUGGACCUAAAGGGAGCUUUUUUUGUAUAUUUUCAACCUACAAAAACUGCGAAUGCUGCAUGUGGUAGACUAUUUACAGUUCUUUAGUUUAAAGCAUUCAUUACUAACUACUGUAAACACGCACUAGAAACAGAUGCCUGACUUAUUUUUGAAAAGGGGGGAGAGCAGGUAUAUUUAAGUAAUACGUGAAUGUUUACAUUGCUACCCGAGUAUUUGAAAAUUAACUGUUACACUGACUUGUAUCUCUAUUUUUAGAAUGAAUUCUCUUUUUGUAAAUGCUGCCAGAUACUAGAAUUACUGUAUGUAGCAUUCAUGUAAAUAAUGUAUACAUUUUUAGGCUCUUAUACUAAGAGUCUUGAUUCCUUUUUGAUUAAAAAAUCUUUGUUAUGGCAUUCAUGACAAUAUUAAUAAAAAGUACAAAUCCUUUUUUCAUUUA